This is a messenger RNA of Venturia canescens, 3178 nucleotides long. RefSeq names its product alkaline phosphatase 4-like. The record is from RefSeq and is a predicted model, not a curated record. Gene Ontology annotation, molecular function: alkaline phosphatase activity. NCBI's taxonomy places the organism in Eukaryota, Metazoa, Arthropoda, Insecta, Hymenoptera, Ichneumonidae. Gene Ontology annotation, biological process: dephosphorylation. The transcript has 8 exons. The coding region runs from base 471 to 2189 and encodes 572 amino acids.
AAACUUGUACGUUUAAUCGUACUAGUUGGUCGUUGACGGUAUCACGAGUGGCACUUUUGUUCCUGUCCUCUCGUCGCCUCCGCCGCCGUAUCGUACGAGAGAAGAGAACCUGCUCGGGUCCGAGAGAAUACCAUUUCGCCGCCACCGCCGACACCGCGUACUUUACCGGAAACCAUCACGAUCUUACGAGAGGAAACGUAUCGCGAAGGGGUCGUGAUCUAUAAAGACGAGGUAGAAACAAUUUUCCCUAUGAACGCGACCGCGAUCGGUCAUUACGAUUAAUGUGACAACGAAAACAAUUUAAGCAAAAAAUAAAAAAAUUCGAGUUUAAUUCUCAACAAUGAGCCGUUCCUCCGUUCUUCGCGCGUAUAUAGCGGCGACCUUCCGAAACUCACACCACCCGAAAACUCGACAUUUUUUAAUCCAGCAUUGACCAUUAUUGACCAAAAAAAUACAAUAUUCUCGGGCCGAUGUGUGUGUGUGUGUGUUAUAUACGCAGAUUCUUUGGGGACACAAUGGCGAAUCGAAAAAUUGGAAUUUACUUAACGACGGCCUUACUCGUAACGAGCUGUGGAAUUUCGUCAUUGGAAGGCCUCGAACGAGGCUCCAAACAGUUUGAAGAUGCUUCGUUUUGGUUGAAAUCAGGACAAGAGAAUCUCGAGAGAAUAUUGGCGAUGAGGAAGAACGAGAGGAGAGCAAAGAACAUAAUAAUUUUCAUCGGUGAUGGUAUGGGGAUGGCGAGCAUAACGACCGGUAGAAUAUUCACGGGGCAGGCGAUGGGACAAACCGGCGAGGAGUAUAAAUUGGCCUUCGAAACCUUUCCAAAUUCCGCGUUUUCCAAGACGUACAACGUGGACAAACAAGUGCCGGACUCGGCUGGAACGGCAACCGCAAUGUUCACCGGCGUUAAAUCCCGUUACAAAGUUAUUGGUUUCGAUGGCAAGGUAAAUUACGACGAUUGUGACAAGGUCCUCAACGAAGCGAGCAAAAUUUCGUCCGUGGCGAAUUGGGCCCAGGCCACCGGAAUGGAUACGGGUUUUGUCACGACGACGAGAAUAACUCACGCUACUCCAGCUGCGCUGUACGCACACGUAAAUAAUCGUGAUUGGGAAUGCGAUUCGGCGAUUCCACUGGCCCAUCGUGACUGUAUCAAGGACAUUGCUCGUCAACUCGUCGAGGACGCACCGGGAAAUCGUUUCAAGGUUAUAAUGGGUGGCGGUGGACAAAAUAUGGGUGUACCGAUGAACGGUCCUGUCGAUUCGGAAUCAUGCACGCGAAGGGAUCGCAAAAAUUUGGCCGCAUUUUGGGAAAAAAAUAAUCCAAAAGGGAAAUUCGUUAACACGAGCGCGGAUCUCAUGUCCCUCGAUAUAGGAAAAACUGAGAGCAUCCUCGGUAUAUUCUCACAGAGUCACAUGCCUUAUCACGCUUUGAGAACUUCCGAAACACCCACUCUAGCGAACAUGACGAUGCAAGCGAUAAGAUUGUUGAAAAAAUAUGAUAAAGGAUUUCUUCUCAUGGUCGAAAGUGGCAAAAUCGACAUCGCUCAUCAUCAGAAUUAUGCAAAAUUGGCGCUGCGGGAAGUAACCGCCCUUGAAGAAGCGGUCAAAGCUGCUCUCAGUCAAGUUGAUACGAAGGAAACGUUGAUCAUCGUAACGGCUGAUCAUUCUCACGCCUUCACGAUGAACGGGUAUCCCAGUAGAGGAAACGACAUUCUCGGAUUUGCCAAUGAUUUGUACGUCCCCGGUAGGAAACCCUACGAGACCCUGACUUACGCCAAUGGUCCUGGAUUUUUUCAUCACCGUAACAACGCCAGUACGAAUAUCAAUGAGACCUGGAUACCCGUAGAGAAUGAGACCGAUCGAGCGGAUCCUUUUUAUCGCAGCUUGGCUACUUUUUAUCUCAAGGACGAGACGCACGGGGGCGAAGACGUCGGUGUUUAUGCCAUUGGACCGUGGUCUCAUCUGUUUCGUGGAACAUUUGAGCAAAAUUAUAUAGCCCAUGUGAUCGCGUACGCGGGAUGCUUCAAAGAUUGGCCGUCUCAUUGCAACAGCCCGUACAACAGAUACUUUUACGAGCUAACCAAUUCUUCCGGGACGAAUUACUCCGUAUUUUCUCUUUAUCUCUCUCUCCUUGCUGCUGCCGGUGUUGCAUCAUCGAUCGCUCUUAUCGCCAAUUCCCGACUCACUUGAUCCACCGCCCUGCUGUUGCAUCCUCAUCCCGAUCCGACAUUCCAUGUCUUUUUUGUUUUUUGUUUUUUGUUUUUUUUUUUUUUUUUUUUUUUUUUUCUAUCAAAAGCGACGUAAUUUAUGCGUUUAUGUUUUUUGGUGGCCAAAGAUAUUAAGAUUUUAUAGAAUAUUAUGUUCUUCUCGGGCGAGGGAGAGCGUUGACGCGAUUUUCAUCGGCACCGGUUAUUUUUCAAUGCAUAUGCAGCGUUUCAAAUUGGCGGAAUCAUUUUCAUCCGUGAUUCAUCUCACCGGCACUUUUGCAUUUAUAUUAUAUUUAUAUUUUUCGAAGCAUUCGAAAAUUGGCCGUUAUUCGUUAUUGGAGCGUAUAUGCGAGCAGGUUCGUUAACGACGAGUUGCUAGGUAUACGCUCGUUAACGGUGCGCUAAAAGUUUCGGGCGAAAUGAGAUGGAGAUGAAAAAAUAAUGAUAAAGUUACGAGCUCCGUUGUUGUACCCCUCGCCGCGUAUACUAACUCGAGACACCGCCGCUGCGACGCGCGGCACACCGCGCCAAAAUAUAUAGCCACAAAAUUCUUAUAUAUACUCAUAAAACACGCGGUACAAAACAAGUUGUGAUUAUUUCGUUAUAACUAACGCUUUGAUCUUGUAAAUUUUGUACAUUCCACAUGCGUUUGUCGUUUCUAGCCGCAUACACCGAAAGAGAGAGAGAGAGAGAGAGAGAGCAAGUGUGAUAAUAUAGAAAAAAUGUUGAUAUAGUAAUACAACGAUGAAGCACGAAUGAACGCGAAUAUAGUUAAUAAUGGCGGAGGGGGUUGGCGAAUGCGCGCAUUAUUAACAAACGAAUUAAAUUAUUCACGCAGGUAUAUCGCCUGUAUAUACCCGUUCGCGUAUGUUAAAUUUCCAGUAUAUCGUUCGUAACGCUGAUUAUAUUAACGAGCCCAUAUCUUAUAUACAUGUAUGCACAUACGUUUAAUACAGAUAAGUAGCAAUAUUA